This is a messenger RNA of Onychostoma macrolepis, 1537 nucleotides long. It is a transcript of the gene pthlhb, whose product is annotated as parathyroid hormone-like hormone b. Bases 489 to 980 code for a protein of 163 amino acids. Gene Ontology annotation, molecular function: hormone activity; peptide hormone receptor binding. Lineage: Eukaryota; Metazoa; Chordata; Actinopteri; Cypriniformes; Cyprinidae. The transcript has 4 exons. Gene Ontology annotation, biological process: regulation of chondrocyte differentiation; bone mineralization; adenylate cyclase-activating G protein-coupled receptor signaling pathway. Gene Ontology annotation, cellular component: extracellular region. The record is from RefSeq and is a predicted model, not a curated record.
UAAAACAUCGGUGAUGCAGAGCACAUUAUAAGUCUGCUGUAUGCAGAUUUUAAGGAAAGUGUGCAUCCCUCUCUCACUCAGGAUUUCCAGUGUUGUUGGAUGCACUGAUGACAAGCAUAUCCCCAUCUCACCUUCUGAAAAUGAAGCUCAUUACUGUAUGGAAUAGAAGGAUGCCAGAUGGAGGAGUAGCUAGAUGCCGUAACCACAGCUGUUAAAUCAACACAAAUUAUUCACAAUUAUUUUGGUCAUCUUUGUUUCCUACAAAUACAAAAGCAAAAGAUAUUCUUUUUACUUUUGGAUUUUAGAAUUCUUCCAAUACUUGACCAUCUCCUCUUCAUCUGUCAGAGGUGCUGGUGCUGGUUCUCCCCCCUUUUUGCGAGCCUCUGCCAUCUUGCUGUCGACAACUCACUGUAACACGUCCAGCCGGUGGCAGUAACAUGCAGCAAUAACCGAUCGACUCAGCAGUGGCAUUACAUUUGUCCAGCAGUAUGUUGAGGCAUUGGGGGUUUGCGGUGUUCCUGUUAACCGUCCCGAUACCGGUCCAACCCAGACCCACUAACACUCUCAGCUACAGACAGCGGCGUUCAGUGGGUCACGCACAGAUGAUGCACGACAGGGGUCGAUCCCUGCAUGACCGGAAGAGGCGUACGUUUAUCCAGGAUCUGCUCGAGCAGGUGCACACGGCUCAGGUGUGGGACUCCCCCGGUCAGAGCGAGGGAAGCGUCCAGACCCCGCUGUGGUCCACCGCCCACCGGCCCAAACCCUUCGGCAGCACCAAAAACUUCCCCUUGAGCUUUCAAAUGGACACUAUAAGGACGAGAGACGACCUGCCGCAAGAGACCAGCAAGACCCUGAGAUACCAGGAGCAGCCACUGAAAGCUGUGACCAAGAGGAAGAGGAAGAUGAGUUUGGGAAGAUGGAGAGACCCGGAUAGGAGGAGAGACAGGGGUGUGUGGCUUCCAUAUGCAAAUACCGAUUAGAGACCAAUAAAAGAGCCUGGAUAAGAAUGAAGGGACGGUCACACUGACAGUGAUUCGAAGCAACAUAGCAACGGAAUCUGGACGAAUGGAGCAGGCUUUAUGCAAAUGAACAGUGAUAGGAUGACUUGCAAUGCUUAAUAGAAGAGACUUCAUCACUGUUGUUGGUGGAUGCACCUUUAAAAUGUAAAGUUCAAAAAAGACUAUUUCACCAUGGCAUGGGAUAUGAGGGCUCUUCAGCAAAAAAGUGACUAAAUCAUGGUUUGUUUUUCAUUCAAAAUAAACUCUCUAAUCCGUUCUCUAUUCUAGAGCUUCAUUUGAUAAGUAGAAAGCGCUUCAUAUACAAACUAAUUUGCAUUUGUUAUAAUCAGAAUUCCCUGUUUUAAAUGUAUUCAUUCAGUCAGACAUUUCAUGUAAUAUUUAAUUUAUUUGAUUGGAAUAUUUAUUCCCUGAAUGUAUCUCAAUGCUGCUGAUUUUGAUGAGAUUUUCAAAUGCACUUUAGAUAGUUAUGCUGGUCUACAUUCAGAUUUUUGGUAUUUUUCUAUUUUUUGAAAUUUAUU